This is a messenger RNA of Blepharisma stoltei, 1529 nucleotides long. The record is from the annotation of a GenBank genome assembly. NCBI's taxonomy places the organism in Eukaryota, Ciliophora, Heterotrichea, Heterotrichida, Blepharismidae.
AUGGCUCAUAAAUCCAAGAAUUUGCAAUCAGAGAAUGCCAAGCUGCGGCAAGAAAUCCGAAGUCUACAGUCAGCACUAAAAGACAUCAACCACGAUGAGUCCCCAAGUAACACAUGGAAAGUUUCUUAUUCAAAUAAAAGAAAUGAAAAAAGCCCUUUGGUUUCAAGAGAAAGACGAGAAAGGCUAAGGCGAGAAAUCGAAGACAAGCUUGACCGAGGCAUUUUUAGUCCUCCAAAAUCUCCAGUGACUAUCAAAAAUAAGCCUAAACAAGAGCAAAUCAUUGAAUCGCUGCCAUUAGUCAAGCAAGACGUAGGCACAGACACUAUGCACUUUAUUGCAAGUUUUGGACCUCCAAAAACGAGAGAAAUAUACAAAGAAGAAAUCCAAGUAGAAGAAAACCCAAGCUUUCAGGAAUCUGACUAUUUAAAUGUAGAGAAAACGUCUGAGCCUAAUAACUCUAUUCAUGCAGAGAUAGGAAAACUAAAAGAUUCAGUUGAAGAUAUUUAUAAUUCUUUGGAAAGUAUAUGCUCUGUCUAUAUGAAUUUAUUUUUUAAAAUAAUUAAUGGUUUUCAUUAUUUACAGGAUAAGGUUUCAAAUUUUCAAGAGAAAAAUACUACUAUUUUACGUUUGGAAUAGAUAAAGAUAUGCUUCAAGAAAGCACCAAAAGUCUGCAAUCUUCUCAAGUCAGAUGAAACCCAGUAUAUAAGCAAGAAGAUGAAAAAAUGAUCAAAGACUCAUUUAAUUCUUAUUACUCAGAAGAAGAAAGCAAAAAACAGUCUUUAAAAGAAGAAGAGCUUUCUACCUCAAGAAAAAACGAAAAAUCGCUUAUCAGUGAAAUUGAAGCUUUGAGACAAGAAAACAAUGCAUUAAGGCAACAAUUAGCAAAUACUUCAAGAGAAAAUACAAGAAAAAAGAAAAAAACAAGAAAAAGAAGCACAUCGAAUAAUUCCACUAUAAAAGAGACAGCAGUAAUUCAAAAUUUACAAGAAAACGAAAAAAAAUCAACCACGUCUAGAAGAGCAGCCAUUAUUAAGAAAUCGACUACCCCAAAAAGAUCGAAAAGUCCAAAACUUUCUAAAGAUGAGCCUCCUCAAAAAUUGGUAACACUUCCUAGAAGAGAACGAGCCACAACUCCCAAAAAACCAAAAGAAAUCCACACAUCUCUUGAUGAUGGUGAAAUGCACACUCCAAAAAGCAAAAGAAGAAAUAUUUCUUGCUAUUUGAAAUCUCCAAAAAUAAAUAUAGGUAGAAGUGCAUCAGUCCAUUCUUUUACAAAUUUCCCUUUAACUCCGACAAGAUUAAGACAUUGCCCGACAUGUGAUCAUUUGUUGUCAAAAGGAUAUUCUACAGUUCACUGUGCCAAGCAUGGAUUUGCGACGUCAAAGAGUCCUAGGUCUCUUUCUAAUCGUUCAAGACAUGAUAUACUGAUUUAUACUCUAAAUGUUUUAUCCUGGUAGACAGUGACUAUUUUAAUAUAAAAUAGAUACUUAUUAUCAAAGUAUUCAAUCUCUUUAAAUAGGAAUAACUAA